Molecule: messenger RNA, 7488 nt
Organism: Astyanax mexicanus (Mexican tetra)
Lineage: Eukaryota; Metazoa; Chordata; Actinopteri; Characiformes; Acestrorhamphidae
Gene: mical2b
Product: microtubule associated monooxygenase, calponin and LIM domain containing 2b
Exons: 37
Coding region: 301-5625 (1774 amino acids)
Molecular function (GO): FAD binding; protein binding
Source: RefSeq, a predicted model, not a curated record
CGCUGAGAGGAAAGAGAGAGAGAAUUGUUUUGAGAAAGUAAAUAUUGGUUAUUUUCAGUUUAUAUUAGUUUAAAACACACGUUAGAGGUUGGAAACAGUUCACGGAUAUAUAAAUACACGACAGCAGGCGGAGGAGAGGCUGUGUGCGGGUUUGAGGAGCAGCUGUCGCAGGGAAUUAACUAACUACACUCACUAACGAGCCAGACAGACUGAGCAUUUGCCCAGAAUGCCAGCCGCAGCCUUUCGCUGAACUCGUCCCCUGUGUGACGGAGGGAGAGAAAGCGAGGGAGGAGAGGAGGGAUGGGGGAGACUGAGGAUGAGAGGAACUCUCAGGCCAGCCAGCUUUUUGAGAACUUUGUGCAAGCAUCCACAUGUAAAGGCACUCUUCAGGCCUUCAGUGUCCUGUGCAGACAGCUGGAGCUGGACCCUGCUGACCACCAAGACUUCUACAGCAGUCUCAAAGCAGCCGUCACCUCCUGGAAAGCCAAGGCCCUCUGGGCCAAGCUGGACAAAAGGGCCAGCCACAAGGAGUACAAGAAAGGCAACGCAUGUCCAGACACUCGGUGUCUGAUCAUUGGUGGAGGUCCAUGUGGGUUGCGUACAGCCAUAGAGCUUGCCCUGCUUGGAGCCAAGGUUGUGGUAAUUGAGAAGAGAGACACCUUCUCUAGGAAUAAUGUUCUCCACCUUUGGCCUUUCACCAUUCAUGACCUCAGGAACCUUGGAGCCAAGAAGUUCUAUGGGAAGUUCUGUGCAGGAGCCAUAGACCAUAUCAGUAUUCGUCAGCUGCAAUUGAUCCUGCUGAAGGUCAGUCUGAUUAUGGGGGUGGAGGUGCACGUCAAUGUUGAGUUUGUCAAUCUCCUGGAGCCGCCUGAAGAUCAGGGCAAUGAUGGGAUUGGAUGGAGGGCAGAAAUCCGCCCUGAUGGUCAUCCCCUUGCCGACUACGAGUUUGAUGUGUUAAUAGGAGCAGAUGGACGGAGAAGCACUCUAGACGGUUUUAAGAGGAAGGAGUUCAGAGGAAAGCUGGCCAUCGCCAUUACAGCCAACUUUGUGAACCGCAACACAACAGCAGAGGCUAAAGUAGAAGAGAUCAGCGGAGUGGCCUUCAUCUUCAACCAGAAGUUUUUCCUGGAGCUGAAGGAAGAAACUGGGGUCGACUUGGAGAACAUUGUAUAUUAUAAGGACAACACGCACUAUUUCGUGAUGACUGCAAAGAAACAGAGUUUGUUGGACAAGGGUGUUAUUAUUCACGAUUACAUAGAGACUGAGAGACUUCUUCACAGUGACAACGUGAACCAGGAGGCUUUACUCUCGUAUGCUCGGGAGGCCGCUGACUUCGGCACCAAUUAUCAGCUGCCCUCGCUGGACUAUGCCAUUAACCACUAUGGGCAGCCUGAUGUUGCCAUGUUUGACUUCACGUGCAUGUAUGCCUCGGAGAACGCAGCGCUGAUCAGAGAGAAGAACGGCCAUCAGCUGCUGGUGGCUCUGGUUGGAGACAGCCUGCUGGAGCCCUUUUGGCCAAUGGGAACAGGAUGUGCUCGAGGCUUCCUGGCUGCGUUUGACACUGUGUGGAUGGUGCAGGGUUGGGCUCAGGGCAAAUCCCCUCUGGAGGUCCUGUGUGAGAGGGAGAGUAUCUACAGAUUGCUGCCUCAGACCACUGCAGAAAACAUCACAAAGAACUUUGAGCAAUACACAAUAGACCCAGCAACCCGCUACCCCAACCUUAACUCCAGCUGUGUACGACCACAUCAGUCUCUCUGUAAGGUUCGUCAUCUGUUCAUUAAUGGAGAGCAGAACUCCUGUAUGCUGGAACAUGGCGGACCUACGCGCAGGUCUGUCAAUAUCUCCAGGAGAGAGUCAGAGGUGCGGCCGAGCCGGUUGCUGCUGUGGUGUCAGAAGCAGACUCAGGGAUACCGAGGGGUGGACGUCACUGACCUCACCACGUCCUGGAGGAGCGGCCUGGCCUUGUGUGCACUCAUCCACCGCCAACGUCCUGACCUCAUUGACUUUGACUCUCUGAACGAGGCAGACUGCGCUAAGAACAAUCAGCUGGCAUUUGAGGUGGCAGAGAGGGCUUUUGGGAUUCAGCCACUCAUCACGGGGAAGGAGAUGGUGGCUGAGCAGGAGCCGGACAAGCUGGUGAUGGUGCUUUACCUUUCAAAGUUCUACGAAAAGUUCCGCAACUCUUCUUUACCUGUCACAGGUGCGCCAAGACAGACAGACGAGAACAAUGAGGACUAUUCAUCAAAGUCCACUAACUCUGUUUACAACUUAAUGAACGUAUCACAGCCCAGGAAACGAGUUCCAAAGGAUGAUAAGAAGUUGGACGACAAUGACCCGAACAAGAAAAGACGGAAAGGCUACAACUACCUAGAAGAGCUGUCUGGCCGGGAUGCCUUAACUGCAGGGGAGGGCCUGGAGCAGAAGGAGAAUAAGGUGCGCUCUAUGGCAACUCAGCUUCUGGCCAAGUUUGAGGAGAACGCCCCCAGCUGUGCCCUACGUCGACAGUCAGAUUUAGAGCUAAACUCCUCUAUGGAAAAGCUUGUUACUCUGGAUAUGACGGAAAACCCUCGCUUUGCUAAACCUAAGCCCUCACCCCCUUCUCCACCACCCAAGCCAAAGUGGCAGCCCUCCCCCUACUUAAGACUCCUAGAGUCUCAACUGCAGCCUGGCUACAAACAUGGCAGUGUGGAGAACCAGCAUCCUCACCAGCACACCCAGUCAUUUUUUGACCACCUAGACGAUCAUGCUGGUUAUCAAACACCAGACCUCCUGCUCAGCUGCAAUUCCACAGAAACUUGGUCCUGCCCUAAAACCCCUGAACCCCACUCUAACUGUCAAACUCCUGAACCUCGACCCAGUUCUCCACGCAGUCCCAUUUUGGCUCCUCAGCUGGUGUCUCUGAGCCAUCUCCUUGAGUCCAGAGAGCACUCACUGGUUUCUAGUGCUUCAGAAACUCUGCACACCUCCACAGCUGCUCUGGGAGGCAUGUUCUCACGGCUACAGCAAGUGGAAGACCAAAUGAAUCAGAAGAAAGCCCAGACUCAAAGUGCUCGAGAGUUCAGCCGAAAGAGUAUAAGGGAGAGAGCAGAGGUGCUGAGCUCCCUCUUUACUGGGAAACAGCCUCAGGUAGAUGGAUCCUCUCCUGCUCCUCCUGCUCCUUCUCCUCCUCCUAAACCUCUGUCAGUCCACUCUCUCCCUGCGUGUUCUGCUCUUUCCUGUCUGCUCUCCCCUCCUCCUCCUCCACCUCCACAGAAGCAGUGUAAUGAAGAUUCAGAAUCACAGCAGAACGAUCACCAAAGGAAUACAGAUAGAUCGGAAAUCAAACGCAUAGAGAAUCUUGAUCCUUCUAAGCAGAGGACAGUUGGAAAGGUCUCCUCUGCUAUAGGUGUUAAAGCUGCUGCUCUGGCCAUCCUUUACGAAACCGAUCACAGACCCAACAACCCAGUCACCCUCUCGCUGACAGAAGCCAGAAGGGCCCAAGAUGCUGGAUCGGCUAACGUACGAAGAGAGUUUGCUCCAGGCGUGGGUGGCAGUGACAUCUGUCACUUCUGUAAGAAGCGCGUGUACGUGAUGGAGCGACUGAGUGCUGAGGGAUAUUUUUUUCACCGCGAGUGUUUCCGCUGUGAUGUAUGCAGCGCCACCCUGAGGCUGGGAGGACAUGCCUUCGACUCUGACCAGGGCACGUUUUACUGCAAGCUCCACUUUGCACAGCGGAAGACCAGCCAUAGAAGUAGAAAGAAAGAGCUCCCUGGAGGCAGUGUGUCCUUAGUUGAUGGUAGCGAUGGUUACUCAGCCACUAGCAGCCUUCACAGCCAGCCUUCAGACAUGUUAGGAGUCCGAUCAUCCACUGUGACGCUGCGCAGCCCGGUCCAGAACAGUCUGCAGAACCCCAGCAUAGCGACCGAGGCUCCUGCUGAAGAGCGGCUCGUUACUGCCAGGAUUGUGGACUCCACUGUUCAGGACAGUCCUGCCGAGUCUGAAUCCCUCAAACCAAACUCUCCACAGCUCAACAAAGUGGAGCGCUCCUAUGCCAAAGGUGGGAUCACAAACAGAAACAUCAGCUGGAGGAAGAAGAUCAGAAACACUCUGCCACUGAUCCUGGUUAAGACGCUGGACCGUAGCCGAAUAGGAGGACAAGACGACGCGCUCAUAGAAGAAGAUUCCGACUUUGAGGAGAUACAUGCACCUGAUUCUCCUGCAAAGUCUUCAAAGCAUCCUGAAGACCCACACUGCCCUCUACAGGACAAGCAGGAUCAGGCAGCUAAAUCAGAGAUUCCCCACUAUCGCACUCAUGGGAUCUCAUCCCCCCCUAAACCCAGCACCUCAUCUGUAGAGCAGCAGAACGAGAUCUCAUAUAACUCCACAAACCAGCAGAGCCCUAAGAAGAAGCUCACUCUGUCCUCAUCUGAGAGGGAGAAGCUGCUGAAUUGGGAACUGGCCAAUCCCACACAGUUCUCACAAGCUGCCGUGACCACAGACAGAACGGAGAAGAACGGCCAGGUCUGCACCGAGGACCAGCCGAAGCCUCAGAACGAUACUGAACGCAGCCCACCACUCUUCCAGAUAUGGGCUAAUGUCCUGAGGAGGUCCUUCUCCAGCUCAGUGAACAACCCCAAAGUCAUCAAGAGGAACCGGCCUCCCAGAGCCAGGCCUCUGUCUGAGGGAUCCUUCAGCUUCAGCUCGCUGUUCGGUGCUUCCACGCAGUUUCAGGAGGAAGAGGAGGACGAUAAUGAGAGAAAACGAUCCAGAGCAGCUACUGAAGGAAGCCAAUCCAGAUUAAAGGGCAGGAGCGAGAUUACCACCAUGCUGGAGCAGGUGUCUCUCACCACAACCAAGCCACCAGGCGGCACCAAAGAUGACAUGGCCUCACUGCCUCCCAGGAAGCUUAACUUCUUCUCUUCUCUGAGGCUGAAGAGGAAUGAGGGAACAGGCAGAGGCAAGACAGACAACCAGACCAAAGACAUCUUGAGCAUCCUGUCCAAAUUCAGAAACAAAGCCUCCACACAGCAGCAGCAACACGAGGAGGAUGACUACUCUUCCAGUGAGGAAGGCCCAGAGUCUGGUGCACCACGGUCUAUUUCUGACGACUCUGAGAGACAGAGAAAGAAGCAGGAGAAAAUCCUCAUCCAGCAGAGCAAGAGGGAGCAACUUAAACGACUGCACAGAGCACAGGCUAUACAGAGGCAGCUGGAGGAGGUGGAGGAGAAACAGCGAGUUUUGGAGGAGAAAGGAGUCACGCUGGAGAAGGUUCUUAGGGGAGAAAUGAAUGACCCAUCAGCAGAUGAGGCUGAACUCCUGCAGACCUGGUUUAAACUUGUCCUGGAAAAGAACAAACUGGCCAGAUAUGAAUCAGAGCUGAUGAUCUUCGCUCAGGAACUGGAGCUGGAGGACAGACAGAGUCAGCUGCAGCAGGAGCUCAGACGCAGGAUGGCCGUUGAAGACUGUGAGAAGAGUGCAGGGGAGCUGGUGGAGGAGCAGGCUCUGCUGGUGGAGGUGAUGAAGGCUGUGGAGGAGAGGGAUCGACUCGUCAGUCUGCUGGAGGAGCAGCGUCUGCAGGAGAAAGCUGAGGACCGGGACCUAGAGGGCCUCAUCCUGUCUAAGGGAUACCAGUUCCACUGGGCAUGAGUGGAGUGACAGCAGUUAUAGAAGCAGCUGAUGUCAAGUCAAGUCAAGAUGUUAACGAAAGAAUAAAAACCACCUACCUUCUCAAAUUCAGCUGUUUUUAUAAUUGUGAUCCUGGAAUAGCUCUGUCCUGCUCUGUGCAUUUUAGUGUUUAACAGGCUCUCCUGAGCUGAGGUGAUUGUGCUGGAUCAGGGAGGGGGUCUAAGUGGUGCAGGGCAGGAGGACUCCUGGAGCAGCACUGAGCACAUUCUCGUUCGAUGCUAGAUCAGCAUUCACAAUGUAUGUUUAAUGGUUAUAGCAUGGGCCUGUGUGCACAGUUUCUGAUGUGUGUAAAUUUGGGGUACAGGACCAGGUUCCCAGACCCUGCCUAAUUACUGUAGAUCCAAACUAAAAAGCAUUUUAAUUUCCACUGGCACUGCAAUUCAUUCUAAAACUAUAUUUCCGUCCAUGUGUGUGGAUUUUUUCCCAGCCAUUACUGUUUUUAUUUCAGUAUAUGAGAUUUUGUCCAGUUAAUGUUGGCCUUGUUCAUACAGCACUGGGAAAAAAAAUAAGAGACCACUUAAAAAUUAUAAGUUUCUUUGCUUUUAUCAAAUUGAAAACCUCUGGAAUAUAAUCAAGAGGAAGAUGGAUGAUCACAAGCCAUCAAACCAAACUGAACUGCUUGAAUUUUUGCACCAGGAGUGGAAUUAAGUUAUUUAAAAGCAGUGUGUAAGACUGGUGGAGGAGAACAUGAUGCCAAGACGCUUGAAAGCUGUAAUUAAAAAAACAGGGUUAUUCCACCUAAUAUUGAUUUGAUUAAAGAAACUGAUUCAGAAACUUAAGUGGUCUCUUAUUUUUUUGUGCAGUACAAAUUGGCCUUGCCUAUAAAUAGGAAUUUUGGGCAGCACAUUUGACUUGUUCCAUAUAUGGGAAUUUUUUUUUCUAUAUUUACAUUUUUUCCUCAUAAAUUAUGGCUUUUCCAUAUAUUGGCCAUGUCCAUAAUUGGGGAUUUUUCCUUAAUUGGGAAUUUUGUCUUGUUCAUCAUGGCUUUUUCCAUGUACUGGAAUUUUUCCCCACACAUUAUGGCUUUUUUUCACAUAUGGGAUUCUGUUCAGUAUAUAUUGACCUACUACAUUAAUGGGGAAUUUUGUGCAGUACAUUUUGACUUUUUCCAAAUAUGGGAAUUUUGGAACACUAUUAUGUUCGUUCACUGUAAAAAUACUGCAAUUUCUACUGAUACACUGAAACUAACUGAAACAGGCUUCUAUACACUGACUGUUUAUUCAAGCUCUGUCCUGGACUUGGCUGUACAGGUCUGAACCAAAACCCAAAGACUCUCACUCACUACUGCCCACUGCUGCUCCUGAUACACAGUAAAUUAAUCCAAACACUGAUGCGUGCCUUUCCUAAACUCUACACUGUAUUCAGAAGAAACUGAUUGUAUUAAAAAGAGGUUCAGAUGAGGGUUAUUUAACACUGUAAAACACUGUAAAUCACUAUUAAACACUGUAAGGACACUAAGCUUUACACUGAAACUGCCUAGUUGAAUAAAUGUUGAUCUCACAGGGGUACAAUAAUACUGUGUAUGUUCAUGUUUGUGCUCAUGCUCUGAAUGUUCCUGACUGAAUGAUUUAUAGGUGCUGUCUUACUGAGUUGUUUGAAUGUGACUUUAAUGACUGUACCUGUUGUUUGCUGAUGUUUUUGUAAUUAAUCUAAGUUUAAUAUAUAUGAGUGUUCCAGUCUACUCUUUAAGGGUGUUCUCAUUGCUGAAGAAGAAUCAGUUCGCUCUCUUACAGCAAUGCGAAAUAUGUGUAAUUAUAUGUAUGUGAUUAAAAUGAAGCCAAAUGCUGGUUUGAUUUAAUAAAACAUUUUUCGCUGCUUUUAAAA